CCCAAGAGCUUGAAGGCGUAGCUCCAGGCUCGCCCUGCCCACAACUGUAAACGUCACCUCCGCCCUUUUUCUCUGCGACGUGGCCGGCUUCUUCUGCCCAGAGAGCAUGUCACUUCCGCCAAAUCUCUGACCUGCUGCUAGGAUCGCGACGGGAACUGGAACCCGAGGUCCCCGCGCGGUCCGGGCCUCGCGCCCUGAGGGGAAGAGCGGCCCGGCCCAGCCAUGACGGACGGGAUUCUAGGGAAGGCAGCCACAAUGGAGAUUCCCAUCCACGGAAAUGGCGAGGCUGGGCAGCUUCCUGAAGACGAUGGGCUGGAGCAGGACCUCCAGCAGGUGAUGGUGUCAGGACCCAACCUCAAUGAAACUAGCAUUGUGUCUGGUGGCUAUGGGGGCUCUGGUGACGGACUCAUCCCCACAGGGUCUGGCCGCCAUCCGUCUCACAGCACCUCACCUUCUGGCCCUGGUGAUGAGGUGGCCCGAGGCAUCGCUGGAGAAAAGUUUGACAUUGUCAAGAAAUGGGGCAUCAACACAUAUAAGUGCACAAAGCAGCUGUUAUCAGAGAGAUUUGGCCGAGGCUCCCGGACUGUGGAUCUGGAGCUAGAGCUGCAGAUUGAGUUGCUGCGUGAGACGAAGCGCAAGUAUGAAAGUGUCCUGCAGCUGGGCCGGGCACUGACAGCCCACCUCUACAGCCUGUUGCAGACCCAGCAUGCACUAGGUGAUGCCUUUGCUGACCUCAGCCAGAAGUCCCCAGAGCUUCAGGAGGAAUUUGGCUAUAAUGCAGAGACACAAAAGCUGCUGUGCAAGAAUGGGGAGACGCUGCUGGGGGCUGUCAACUUCUUUGUCUCUAGCAUCAACACGCUGGUCACCAAGACCAUGGAAGACACACUCAUGACUGUCAAACAGUAUGAGGCUGCCAGGCUGGAAUAUGAUGCCUACCGGACAGACUUAGAAGAGCUGAGCCUAGGGCCCCGGGAUGCAGGGACUCGUGGUCGACUUGAGAGUGCCCAAGCCACUUUCCAGACCCAUCGGGACAAAUAUGAGAAGCUGCGGGGAGAUGUGGCCAUCAAGCUGAAGUUCCUGGAAGAAAACAAGAUCAAGGUGAUGCACAAGCAGUUGCUGCUCUUCCACAAUGCCGUGUCUGCCUACUUCGCUGGGAACCAGAAACAACUGGAGCAGACUCUACAGCAGUUCAACAUCAAGCUGCGGCCUCCAGGAGCCGAGAAGCCUUCCUGGUUAGAGGAGCAGUGAGCGGCUCCCAGCCCAACUUGGCUAUCAAGAAGGACACUGGGCGGGGCAGCCCCAGGGUGAAGGAGAUUGGACAUGGGAUGUCCUUUGCCACUUACUUGCUGGCUUGGGCUCCCCUUUCCUGGCUGGGGUCUGACACCAGUUUUGCCCAUCCUGCUGUGGUCUGAAGAGGGCCUGUAGGCCCAGAAGCUGCUGCCCUGUCCUUUAUCUUCCCAGCCACUGGGCUUCAUUCCCAGGUCUUUUCCUUUCACUCCACAGCCAAAGGCUAUGACAAAACACUCCCUGGCCAAUGGCACCACUCCUCAGGCCUAUCCCCAGCUCUUGGGAUGUGCCCCUGACCAAAGACAGGACCUCAAAAGGCUCUGUCAGCCAAUGGCAGCUCUUCUUGGGCUCCCCUGGGCCAAUAGUGUUGCCUCCAGUACCCUUUGUCCCUCCUCAAUGUGUGUCCAUUGCAGAGAAGGGAACUGGGACCAAAGGGGUGGGAAUAAUGGGGAGCCCCACUUGUGGCCCUGCAUCUGAAUGGGCCUUCCCCUCAUCCACCCACCCAGUUGAACUGUGCUUAGAGCCUCAGAAGACUGGGUUCUAGCACUAGGAAUAAACCUUUCAUAAAAGCA
Rattus norvegicus (Norway rat) is the source of this 1859-nucleotide messenger RNA. It is a transcript of the gene Arfip2, whose product is annotated as ARF interacting protein 2. Gene Ontology annotation, biological process: mitophagy; protein localization to phagophore assembly site; actin cytoskeleton organization. The record is from RefSeq and is a predicted model, not a curated record. Gene Ontology annotation, molecular function: GTP-dependent protein binding; membrane curvature sensor activity; phosphatidylinositol-4-phosphate binding. Lineage: Eukaryota; Metazoa; Chordata; Mammalia; Rodentia; Muridae. Gene Ontology annotation, cellular component: ruffle; cell cortex; cytosol.